Ilyonectria robusta is the source of this 2030-nucleotide messenger RNA. RefSeq names its product heat shock 70 kd protein cognate 1. NCBI's taxonomy places the organism in Eukaryota, Fungi, Ascomycota, Sordariomycetes, Hypocreales, Nectriaceae. Bases 173 to 1858 code for a protein of 561 amino acids. Gene Ontology annotation, biological process: protein folding. Gene Ontology annotation, cellular component: nucleus; cytosol. Gene Ontology annotation, molecular function: ATP binding; ATP-dependent protein folding chaperone. The transcript has 3 exons. The record is from RefSeq and is a predicted model, not a curated record.
CCACUACUGCCACUACCACCAGGUCCUCCUCCUCCAAAUCUUGCAUCUUCCCCUCCGGAACUUCGCCCUCCCCUCUCGUCCUCCCACGCCCGCCAACGAGACAACCUGGGAUCCGCUGCUCCCUUGCCUCGCCUCUCCCCUUCGAAGGAAUACAUCGCACACAAUCGGCGCCAUGAGUGACAACACCAAGGCGGGCCCCGAGCCGAGCGAGCGAGUCGCCAUCGGCAUCACCUUUGGCAACUCCAACAGCUCCAUCGCCUACACUGUCGACGACAAGGCUGAGGUCAUUGCCAACGAGGACGGUGACCGUCAGAUCCCCACCGUCAUCUCAUACGUCGACGGCGAUGAGUACUACGGAGGCCAGGCCAAGGCCUUCCUCGUCCGCAACCCUGACAACACCAUCGCCUCCUUCCGCGAUUUCCUCGGUCAAGAUUUCAAGGCCAUCGACCCUACCCACUGCCACGCCUCUGCCCACCCCCAGGAGGCUGACGGCGCUGUUAACUUCUCCGUCAAGGACAAGGGCGGCGAGGAGGCCGCUUCCUCCGUCUCCGUUGCCGAGGCCGCCACCCGAUACCUGCGCCGCCUCGUCGGUUCCGCUUCCGACUACCUGGGCAAGAAGGUCACCUCUGCUGUCAUCACCGUUCCUACCAACUUCUCUGAGAAGCAGCGCGAGGCUCUGAUCAAGGCCGCCAGCGAUGCCGACCUCGAGGUCCUCCAGAUCGUCUCCGAUCCUGUUGCCGCAGUCCUGGCCUACGAUGCCCGCCCGGAGGCCAUCAUUGAGGACAAGAUGAUUGUCGUCGCCGACCUGGGUGGCACCCGCUCCGACGUCGCUGUUGUGGCUUCCCGCGGCGGCAUGUACACCAUCCUUGCUACCGCUCACGACUACGAGUUCGCCGGUGUCCACCUCGACCAGGCCCUGAUGGAGCACUUCGCCAAGGAGUUCCAGAAGAAGCACAGCGUUGACCCCCGCGAAAACGCCCGUAGCUUGGCCAAGCUCCGCCUCGAGUCCGAGUCUACCAAGAGGGCCCUCAGCCUGGGUGCCAACGCCCAGUUCAGUGUUGAGAGUCUGGCGGACGGCUUCGAUUUCUCCAUGACGAUCAACAGGAUACGAUACGAGAUGAUUGGCCGCAAGGUGUUUGAGGGUUUCAACCGACUGGUUGAGGGUGUUGUCAAGAAGGCCGGCCUCGACGUCCUUGACAUUGACGAGGUCAUCAUGUGCGGUGGUACUUCUCACACUCCCCGCAUCGCCAACAACUUCCGUAGUAUCUUCCCCGAGUCCACUGAGAUCCUGGCCCCUGCCACCAGCGCUACUGCCAUCAACCCCUCUGAGCUCCAGGCUCGUGGUGCCGCCCUCCAGGCGUCCCUGAUCCAGGAAUACGAGGCUACCGACAUUGAGCAGUCCACUCACCCUGCGGUCACCACCGUCAAGCACAUUUCCAACGCCAUUGGUGUCAUCACCCUUGGCACUGACGGCGAGGAGACCUUCGCUCCCGUUAUGCCCACCGAGACCGCUGUUCCCGCCCGCCGCACCGUCCGCAUUUCCGCCCCUAAGGAGGGCGGUGACGUCCUCAUCAAGGUUGUUGAGGGUGGUACCCACAUCAAGGUGACCAAGGCCGAGCCCAAGGAGAAGGAGGAUUCGGAUGAGGACUCCGAGUUCGACUCGGAUGACGAGGAGGAGGAUAAGCGCGAGAAGAUCUGGAAGGUUGGCAGCCUCCUCGCCGAGGCCGCCAUCAAGGGCGUCAAGGCCGGUGGCAAGGUCGAGGUAACGAUUAAUGUUCUGGCUGACCUGAGCGUCACUGUCACGGCCCGGGAAGUCGGCGGCAAGGGUGGUGUGCGAGGAACCCUCAACGGCCAGUAAAUGGAGAAGCAUAUGCUCCUUGAGUCCAACAGGAAAAGUAGGAAAGGGAGGCUUCGCGUCGUUGAUAUAGAGGGCGGGGGUAUAAAAAGCAUGGGUCUUUUAGUAGAAUCUAGAGGCAUGAUAGAGGGUGUUCCGAACUCGAAGGAACGCCCGGGAUGAAUUGAAAUGAUAC